Messenger RNA from Uloborus diversus, 1983 nucleotides. RefSeq names its product SPARC-related modular calcium-binding protein 2-like. Gene Ontology annotation, biological process: extracellular matrix organization. Gene Ontology annotation, molecular function: protein binding; heparin binding; calcium ion binding. Bases 1 to 1893 code for a protein of 630 amino acids. The transcript has 14 exons. Lineage: Eukaryota; Metazoa; Arthropoda; Arachnida; Araneae; Uloboridae. The record is from RefSeq and is a predicted model, not a curated record. Gene Ontology annotation, cellular component: basement membrane.
AUGGGUCUCGUGGACCCUUGCCGCUCCAAAUCUGCCGGAUUGGAGAUUAGGAGGGUUCAUGGGGAUGCGUUUCGUCCUGUUGCUUCCCGGGCUGCUGAAGGUAAAUCCUGGGGCAGACUGUGCGAUGAGUCCCACUGUAUCCCGAGUUCUCCUCGAGCUGCUGCUGUGGCUGCUUUUAGACUUUUAACAGGACACGAUUCUCUCGAUGCCUAUUUGUUCCGCUUUCACCUGAAGGAUUCCCCGCCCUGCACUUUAUGCAACUCUGGACAACUCCCGCUGGCCGAAGACUCAUCGGAGUGCGAUCUGGAUUGCGACGAUUCGGAUUCCGUAAUGCCGGUUUGUGGGAAUGACGGCCGGACGUACGAGUCUCUCUGCGACAUCGAGAGAGCGAAGUGUCAGGGGCAUCCGGUCGAGCUGAAACACAACGGAAAAUGUGUCGACAGGGCGCGAUGCGAGGCCCAGAGGAGGCUGAUGCUGGCCCAGGGUGCCAAGGUGGGAAUGUUCGUGCCAGAGUGCAAGGCGGACGGCAGCUACGCCGAGGUACAGUGCCACCUGUCCACUGGUUACUGUUGGUGCGUGGACGAGGCGGGAAAACCCGUCAGGGGAUCCUCCAUGCAGAACGAAAAGCCCAACUGCGCCGGAAAAGGUCGCAGAACCAAUCGGAGACGAUCUUCCAGGGGAAGAAAAAACAGAAAAGGUUGCAGUUCCAAUGACCGAGCCAGUUUCAAUGCCAACCUCAUCGACAUCUUCCAGUCGGAGUAUAACAGAGUUCCACACUCGACAAUCACCGUGUCACCCGGAGACGAUCCUUUGAGAGACACUCACGAGAAACAGGUGAUCCAGUGGAAGUUCGACGAGCUAGACGACAACGGAGACACCUACCUGAAGAGGAAGGAGAUCCGGGACCUGCGCCGGAUGGCCAAGAGGAUCGUGAAGCCCAAAUCUUGCGCCAAGACCUUCGCCAAAUUCUGUGAUCUUGACCAGGACAAGAAGAUUUCCAGGUCCGAAUGGUCUGUCUGCGUCGGUGUCGAUAUCAACAACGAGCAGGUGAAUGGGGUGGACGACUUCCUCGAUGAUGCCCCCAAAGCCCCCGAAGAGGAGGACAUCCGUCCCGUGUCCACGGAGGAGCCUUGGGACAGCGAGAAGCAUGUCCACCAACUACGUCCCGACGGGACGCAGCCGUCCCUGGAUAAAGAUGCGGAGGAGACCUCCAAGGAGGAAGUAGAGCCCCAGGACUGCGUGAGUGCGCGGCGCACCGCCAUGGACAACCACCGGGCGAACCCUUCGGCCGGCAUCUACGUGCCCGAGUGCACUUCGGAGGGGCUCUACGCCCGCGCACAGUGCCACAAGUCGCCCCAGUACUGCUGGUGCGUGCAGCCGCGCACGGGACGCCCAAUCAAGGGCACGGCCACGCAGGGCGUGCGCCCCGACUGCGACAGUGCGCGGAGGGGCCUCAAGAACUUCAAAGGUUGCUCAAUGCACAAGAAACAAGAGUUCCUCGACGAAUUGGUUCAGUCAUUCAUUCGAGAGAUGCUGGAAGAUGCUCACAACAAAUCGAUAGCAAUUGAUACUCCAACGUCAGAAAAGGGGGCGAGGUGGAAGUUUGCUUCGAUAGAUAUCAACUCAAACUCAGUACUAGACAAGCGCGAAUGGAAAGUGUUCAAGAAAGAGUGGCGCUCUUUUCAGCAAAGGGAUGGGCGCCAAAAGAAGCAGCGUCUGCGCAAGUGCUGGCGCAACCUGCCCCGUUUCUGCGACGAGAACGACAACCAGAAGAUCACGAUGGACGAAUGGCUCGCCUGCACCAGUGUCACCAGGGAUAUCAAGACCAGUCUUCCUAGGAACCAGAACCGGCGAGGAAAGAAUCCCUUCAGCACCAUCUUGAAAAGUGACUGAACGGUUCAGUCGCCAUCCCUAUGGACCAGUGUACACGUGCUCUCUCUUCGCCAAUCGGAAACGAGACUGACCACAACGAAGAUGUCAAUA